Molecule: messenger RNA, 1831 nt
Organism: Benincasa hispida (wax gourd)
Lineage: Eukaryota; Viridiplantae; Streptophyta; Magnoliopsida; Cucurbitales; Cucurbitaceae
Product: TRIGALACTOSYLDIACYLGLYCEROL-like protein
Biological process (GO): acylglycerol transport; ER to chloroplast lipid transport
Cellular component (GO): chloroplast envelope
Molecular function (GO): phosphatidic acid binding
Source: RefSeq, a predicted model, not a curated record
AGAAAAAGAAAGUCGAAGAAAAACCCUCCGAGAAAUUAAAAACAGUAGACACUGGCAAGAAAACUUCCAAAAAUGCAAGAGACAGCAACGGAUAAGGGGAGAAGCUAAACCCAUAGCCAGCCUGCGACCCUAUUCUUUCCGAGCUUCUAAGAAAGGCAUCAAUGGCGUACCUCAGGACCGCCAUGGAUUCCGCCUUCUGGGAUUUGAACAUUUCUUCCCCUCAAACCCUCGCCGGAACCGCCAAGGCCGUACCCGGUGAACCAUUUCCCCUCGAUGGAGCUCGAGCCAGCCGUAGCCUGCGGAUUCAGCAAAUCUCCCUCCUCGGCAAUGGAUUUCCUCUCGGAAUUAUUCCUUCAUACUCUCCCUCUUCACAGAAGGAGUUAGGUUCCUUUUCUCUUCAGUCGCUCUUGUUUAGGUUGCCCGCGGCUGAUUGGUGGGUUGGACUGAUUGGCCAAUUUCGUCCAAAGAAACUGAUAUCUUCUAUAAAAGCUGAACUUUCUGCUGCGGACAGCCUUGAGCUCCCUGUCUUGAAAGAUGUUGCUAGACAGUUUCUGGACAAGUCACUCUAUACGUAUGGACUAUGCUCUCAGUUUUCUCCUAAUCCAUUUUCAUCUGUAUAUGUCAGCACAGAAGCGCAUGGUGAGAGGAAAGGGUGUCGCCACAAAGCGAUGUUUUACCACAAGCUUCCUCAUCAUGAUAUAAACGUGGAUGCGGCUUGGCCAGAGCUCUUUAUUGAUCAUAAAGGUCAGUAUUGGGAUGUGCCCGAGUCUAUAUCUUUGGAUCUUUCAUCUCUUAAGUCCGAAUCUGGGUUGCGAUACCGAGUUGGGUUGCAUAAGAAUGGUGGCAUUCCCCGUGCUCUUAAUUCUACCAAUAGCAAUGAUCCACCUCUUGCUCUUAUGCCUGGAUUAUGUGCAAAGGCUGCAUUCUCUUUUGAAAAGAACAGGUACCUUUGGAGGGUAAAAGAAAGGAAGCAAGACUUGAUAGAGAAGACAGACAAGAGGGAAUGGUAUUGGAAGCCAUCAUAUGACGUGCGCCUUAAAGAACCUCAUGCUGCCAUAUCUGGAAUCAUCGGUGGCACUUUUAGCUCUUGGUUUGGAGGCAACGACACGGCUGGGUCCAAUGGAGAUGGAAACUUAACUAUGGGCCAUAAGAAAAGAAGUCCAUUGAAUGCUGAUCUUUUUGGUUCGAUUUGCUAUACUUUCCAACAUGGGAGAUUUAAAAAGCAAUUUGGUGACCUUACGAGGAUAGAUGCUCGUUUAGAUAUUUCAUCAGCUUCAGGGUUUGCCAAAAGAGUUUUUCGUGGUUUCAAGAAAUCUGUUGAUGAUCUUGAGAGAUCAAAAUCUUCCCCCAGACUCAAUUUGGUCUUUCAACAACAGGUCGCUGGUCCGAUUGUCUUCCGUGUAGAUUCCAGGCUUAUGCUCGAUUCUGCCUCUGGCAAGCACGGUCCCCAUAUCGAGAACACAAUAUACAGCUUAAAUUAUUCAUUUAGGCUUCUUCAAUCAGGCAAAGCUGUUUUCUGGUAUUCUCCCCAAAGGAAAGAAGGAAUGGUCGAGUUGCGCCUGUUUGAGUUUUGACUUUGACAUCAUUAAUUUCGGUUAGAGUUCGGUUGAUGCGUUCAAUUCUUGCCUUUUGACAAUGAAAUCGGCUUAUAUAGAGUUAGUUUAGCACUUGAUGAGCCCUUUCUUCCCAUUUAUUUAGUGUUGCACAACUCUUGCAGAUGUAGAAUAUACUAGUGCUGUACUUGUUUAUGUCACACAUUAGUUGCUCAAAAAAUAUGGGCAUCUGAAAUUAUUGAACUUGCAGCAAAAAGUUGGGCUGUUCUUUGUUCCUA